AUGGAUUUAGUCUGCUGGAAUGUUAGAGGUGCUGCUUGCACUAGUUUUCGAAAUAAUGUUGUGGAGUUGAUUCGCACACAUCACCUGGAUCUGUUGUUUAUUUGCGAACCUAGGAUUAGUGGAAAGAAAGCUCUUGACAUGGCCAAAUCUCUUGGUUUCUCUUCUUAUGAAAUUGUGGAUCCCGUGGGCUUCUCUGGAGGUUUGUGGUUGCUUUGGAAUGAUAACAAGAUUAACAUCCAGAUUUUGGGCACUACUGACCAAGCUAUUACUUCAUGUGUCUCCUGGCAUGGUCAAGCUCCUUGGAUUCUGACUACCAUCUAUGCUAAACCCUGUGCAAGCAAAAGGGCUAUGCUUUGGGAUUACCUCAACUUUGUGGCUAGUUGCCAUCAACUACCUUGGAUUCUUGCAGGUGACUUCAAUGAGAUGUUAUUUAUGGAAGACAAACUUGGGGGUGCCAACCCGUGCAGGCUGAAAGGCUUCAACAAGUGGUUUACAGAAAAUGAUAUGAUUGACUUGGGUUACUCUGGUCCUAAAUUUACUUGGACCAAUAAUAGGGUUUUUGAAAGACUUGACAGAGCUGUUUGCAACCUAAAUUGGAUGCAAAUGUUUCCUGAUGCGAAUGUGUUGCAUAUUCCGAGAACCAAAUCCGAUCAUUGCCCCAUCAAAAUUUGCUUACAGUCCCGCCAGAUCUCCUCUCCAAUUGCUAGACCCUUUAGAUUUGAAGCGAUGUGGAUGCAGCAUGGAAACUUCAAAGACUUUGUGACGCAGAAAUGGGGACAGAUUCCGGGAUCUGCUCUUGACAAGUCCUAUGGGCUAAUUCCACAUCUGAAACAGUGGAACCACAAUAUUUUUGGCCAUUUGAAACGUAAGAAAACGCUUAUUCUUGCUAGAUUGGAUGGUAUCCAAAAAGCCUUGUGCCAUUGCCAAAGCACGUCUCUGUUUAUGCUGGAGGAUUCUUUGGUGUAG
Molecule: messenger RNA, 966 nt
Organism: Prunus avium (sweet cherry)
Lineage: Eukaryota; Viridiplantae; Streptophyta; Magnoliopsida; Rosales; Rosaceae
Source: RefSeq, a predicted model, not a curated record